Messenger RNA from Durio zibethinus, 3894 nucleotides. The record is from RefSeq and is a predicted model, not a curated record. Lineage: Eukaryota; Viridiplantae; Streptophyta; Magnoliopsida; Malvales; Malvaceae.
UAUAAGAAUUUCUUUUUUUUUUUUUUUAAAUUUCUCUUUCUCUUUGUCUGAUCAUCUUCAAAUCACCACCUGCAAAAACAAAACCCCGAAGAAAAAAGUCUCCGGAGAAAAGAGACUGCCAACAAAACUUUGCUCAGACCAUAACCAAAAACCAAACAGUUUUCUUUAAAAAAUAUAUGAAAAAUAAGAGACAAAAGAGAUCAAGCUUUUUUUUGGUGUAUUCCAAUUUCCACCCAAAAAGUCCAAUUCCAUUAACAAACUCAAAACCAUCAACUUUCUUCACAAAACAACAAAAAUAAUCAAAACCCAUUUCAGCUUUGACUUCAAAGAAUUGUUUUUUUUUUUUUGUCAGCUGACAAUUUUUGCAAAAUUCAAGCUUUGGGUUUUUUUUUUUUUCUCAAUCAGAUCUGAUUAUGUUGAAGUUCAAAUCUUGAUUUGACACCUGGAAACAGGCCUUGGAAUUUGCAAUAUAAUCAUCAGCUUUUUUGUGAGUUGUAAUGGAUUUGGAUGAUUUCAGAUCAGUUCUGGAAGCAGCUGGUGUUGAUGUGUGGACUUUUAUAGAUACAGCAAUCCUGGUAGCUUCUUUGGAUUAUGGCCAAGAGUUGAAGAAAAGGAGAGAUGGGAUUGUGGAGAGGCUUUAUGCUACUUCCAUGGUUUCUAGGUGUAAAAGCUGUGAUUUUGGUGAGAGAUCAAAUGGGUAUCAAGUUAAUAAAGAAGGCAGCCUCCAUGAAGGUAAAGGUGGAGAAGGAGGAAAAGGAUCACCUUUCACACCUCAAUCAGAUAAUGAAGAUGAUGAUUUGGACCCUUAUGGAGGCUUGUUUGAUGAUGAACAAAAAAGGGUUCUGGAGAUUAAGGAGCGUCUUGAAGUACCUGAUCAGUCUGAAGAUUCUUUAGUUGAAUUGCUUCAAAGCUUGGCAGAUAUGGAUAUAACAUUUCAAGCUCUCAAGGAGACUGAUAUUGGGAGACAUGUGAACAAAUUGAGGAAGCAUUCAUCAAAUGACGUUAGGAGAUUAGUGAAGCAACUUGUCAGGAAUUGGAAGGAGAUUGUAGAUGAAUGGGUAAGGGUGAAUCAACCUGGAGAACUUGAAUCUGCUGCACUUAUGGCAGAUGGAGAUUCACCACAGCAAAAACUUCCUCAAAAUGGUCGUCAACAGAUGGGAGUUUUGGUUCAGACAAGAAUAAUUCAGAACCUGAAAGGAAGCCAAAGCCAAUCCCUCCUCCCCGAAAAGAUCCUCCACCUAGACCAACUCUCUCAACUCCUCCACAAAAUGUGCAGAGACAGAGAGAACAAAAGGAAAGCAAUUUUGACUCUGAAAAGCUGGCUUCUGCAAGGAAAAGGCUUCAAGAAAAUUAUAAAGAAGCUGAAAAUGGUGGUGGGGAUUAAAUGGCCAUCUAUUGCUAUGACUCUGUUUAAGUGGUUUGUAUCUUUAUCUAGUGAUCAAUUGCACUUCAGCCUUUGUGCUGUGACCAUUGGCAAGGGAAAGUAGCCUUCAGCUUGUUAUGCUGGUUGGUGGAUGUAAUUGAUCGGAUUCUGCGGGUACGCUCACUAUAACCUCCAUAGACUUUUUUCUUAUGUUUCAUGUCAGCAAUUUAAUACUACAUAUUUCGUAAACUGGACUUGCGUGAGCAAGAUUUGUUGGGAAUCUGUGGGUGACAUCCAUGAUUUAUAGCUUUUGUAAAGUUAGAUUGCAUAAAAAUGUAGAAAACAAUGAACCGGUGCUUUUGCUUAGCUAACAAAAUGUUAUGACUUUCCAAAGAAUUCAUAGUUCUAAUAUAAUAUCAAUUGCUCAUGUUCUUCAACUUUUACCAGAAAUAUUACUCAAUGCUUUUUCCUUUUAUUUUGUUUUUCUUUCUUUCUUUCUUUCGUGUAAGGGAUAAUACCUCAACUAAACAAAUUUUUAAUCAAGUACCUAAACUUUAAUUCUGUGUAUUAAGUUUUCCCAAUCUCUUAACACCUUUAGAAUAAUACUGACAUGGCACUUAAAUGCUGACAUGGAUAACACGUGAUUGUCACAUGGCAGUGAUGUAGUUGUCAUGUGUAACUUUUAAAGAAUAAAAAAAUAAUAAGAAAUUUUUCUUAGAAAUUAUAUUUUAAAAACUUUUAUUUUUUAAAAAUGACACAUGGCAGCCCUAUCUAAACCAAGUAUCAUCCAUGUUAGCGUUUAAAUGCUACAUCAGCAUUAUUUUAAUGGUGUUAAGAGUUGUGGCAACCUAAUAUAUGAAAAUGUAGUUUAAGGUAUUUGAUUAAAAUUUUUUUGGUUUACAUACCACAUUAAAAAAAGUGCAAUAGUUUAGGGACCAAAUCAAGUGUUAUCCCUUCCUAUAAAUUUAUUUUUAAUUUGUCCUAAAACUUUCACUGGUACUCAUUCAGUCCUAAAAGUUAUUGAAUGUGCGACUCUUGAAACAGAAACAUUAGCGGAAGCUUACCUGGCAUAUAAUGAAGUAAAUGUGGUGCUUGCUUGGCUUUUCACUAAUUUGUAAAAUAUUAAAAAAUUAUUUUCCAAAAUCGAAAAGCCAACCUCCUUGUACUUUGGUUCUUGCUUCUGCAUUACUUCAGUUCUUGCUUGUCUCUGUCUUGUUAAGUUGUGCUCGGUUGAAACAACUAUACUUGCAGGAUCCCUCCUACCCUUGAGUCUUACUGAAUGAGUUCUGGUCCAUGUGAGUUGCUGGAUUAGGAUGUUUCUGAGAUUGCAGGUAUUUUAAAUAUGGCACAAGUUUCUUCCUUGCUUUGGUUGCGUUCCAUCAAACCUUGUUUGUCUCUUUUGAUGAUGCUGUAAGUAAGUUCAACUGCUUUGAAUGACCUGAUGGAGCUUGACAUGUUCAAAUUUCUGUUCCUUACGUUCUUCAACAUUUGAUGAUAAUUUGGUAUUUGUUGUUACCACAUUUGCUUGUAAACUUUCUAGAUGAAUGAUAAAAUACAACUCUUUUGACAUUAUGGAGUACUAGUGCUAAUCAAACUUUUUGUCUGUGCCAAACUGUCUACGAAGGGCAAAACCCUGAAAAGAUAAGAAAGAGAGAUCAAUCAACAACAAAGCUUGGAAGUUUUCUUGGCGUUUAUGCUCCGACACUUAAGUGAUGCUCGGUCAAACAGUGGGAAGAAGAAUAAGGUGGAAUGUAAGCUUUAAGCCAAGAGUUUUUCAGUUGGUGUAGAAGUAACUAGAUGGGGCUACUUAUACCUGUGCGAUGAGAGAUCUUGGGCCUAGGUGGCCUGAGGUCGGCGUAAUAGGUUAGGGUUGAUCUUGUAGGCUCGAGCUGAGCUGGUAAUUGGUGAUCCACUUAGGAGAUGACAAGUUAGUGCUCUUAUGUGCCAACAAGUGGGCUGCAAAGGCGGUUGCGUUAAUGUUGACCUUGGAUUUUAGGUCGACUUAGACAUGUCAGCUUGGUUGAAAUAAUCAGAAUGCCUCCUCUUGCUAGUUGACUUAUACACCGAUGGAACAAGCUCAUUUUGCCCUUUGAACACUAAAAUGCGUUCCACUUUUUCUUGUUCCUUGAUUUUUUUCAGGCUUGCCAUUGCUAAUCCUUUCUUGUUUCGCAGCGGAGGGUUGACCGGUGAUUAGUAUUCUGCUUAGAUGUGCCCACCGGAUUUCAACAUGAAAACCAGCAUCUUAACUAAUCCUACGUUAUUAUUUGGUUUGAACAAACAUGUCCGAACAAACAGCCUUUGCAUUCCUUCAAUCCGAGUGUGAGAAACAGCUUGAGAAAAUCCGAGUGAUGAGCAAAAUUCCGACACGACAGUCGACAGUGGUAAGAUUUUUUGAACUAGAUAACUAAAUGGACCCAAUAAGAUUAACGGGCCUAAAAUCAUCUUGAGCCCAACCCUAAUAAUUAUUAUGACUUUUUUUUAAAUAAAAUUAUUUUUUUUAUUAAAAAAAAAAGCAAUAAUAGAAAAAGAAA